This is a messenger RNA of Macadamia integrifolia, 3224 nucleotides long. RefSeq lists its product as uncharacterized. Gene Ontology annotation, molecular function: chromatin binding. The record is from RefSeq and is a predicted model, not a curated record. NCBI's taxonomy places the organism in Eukaryota, Viridiplantae, Streptophyta, Magnoliopsida, Proteales, Proteaceae. The coding region runs from base 780 to 2795 and encodes 671 amino acids. The transcript has 6 exons.
CCCGAUAACACAUUUGUUUUUAAAGCUCAUUUGUAUUCUCUCUCUUCCUCUCUCUCCCCCCUCUCUCUCUCUCUCUCCCUCUCUCUCUCUUCUGCACAUUUUCAGUUGUAAUGGGAUGUAAAGUUCCGCAGUUCCGCAGUUCCUACUCGUUUAAUGCAUGCUCAUCUCCAUCUGUCAUCGAUCUUGAUCCACUAGUUGCCCGUGCAAAGAUGAAAAAGAAAGAAACCCCUUUGAUCUCUCCUUCACUCAUGAAGCUUUUAAUACAUAUCCAUCAUUGCCAGGUAUUUCUGAUCAUAAAUACCUCUUAGACUCUAAUCUUCUCUCCUCAGUUCCGACUUCUUUCUGUUCUUGAGCUGAAGUACCCAGCUCUCUUUUUUUUCUACUGGGGUUUCUGGUUUGGGGUUUUGGUUUUAGAACCCUAAAGGGUCUGUCUCUAAAGCCCUUUUUCUGAUCUUGGUUGGAGUUGUUUCGUAGUCAGUUCUCUCUUACUAGGGAUUUUUCUAGUUUAAUCUGCUGGUCCUGGAGAAUCAGUUCUGUUUCUUAGGUUUUUCCCAACUGGGACCGAUUUUUAUUUAAUGUUCAUCCUCUGAUCCUUGGGCACCCAAAGGGUUUCAUUGUUUCUGCUAAUUCCUUUCCUGUCUUGGUCGAUUCCAAUUAUGUUCCCUUUGGGGGGCAGAUUCUAGUUUUUUAGGCCCUAUUUUUUACAUCUGAUCGAUUUUUAUUGGUAUAUGAGGUUUGGGUUUCUGUGGGAUUAGGAUUUUUCACUGCUUUCUGUCAAGAUGUCCACAGAUGUUCAUAGUUUCGUCGAAUGGAAAGAGCAGUUUGUUUCACAGGAGCGAGGAAAUCGUAUAGUUCACUAUUUCUUGAAGGAUACUGCCGGGAAUUCAGUCCUUGCCGUCGUGGGUACUGAGAGGAGUCUUAGGCACAUGGUCUAUGUUGUUGCGGAGGACUUCUUGCAGUAUAAUGGAUCCGAGAAAUCCAUCAGUGCGGGCUUCAAAUGGAGAUCAAGGAGAGAGGUUGUCGACUGGCUCACGUCGUUGCUCUCGAAGCAUCAAACUCCGCAUGAUUAUUCAAAAUUGCCAACAAAUGAUUCAUCACAAGCUAUUGGAUCUUCUGAAUACCCUAUCACUGGAGUUGAUGCACCGAGGAACCAUCUUCUGGAUCACCCGGGCCGGAUUUCAAGGAAGUUAAAGGGCCACAGCACAGAUAUUUCGUGGUCAGGUGCUUCCUGGACAUGUGGUAAACAGCUCAAGCAUUAUCCAUCAUUUUACAGGAAUGGAACCACCAUAGCUAUUCGUUCUUUUGUUCUCGUCAUGGCUAGAGAAGAAAAUCACUAUCUCGCAUACUUGGAAGAUAUGUAUGAAGACAAGAAGGGACAGAAGAAGGUAAAAGUACGAUGGUUUCACCAUAAUGAGGAACUUAAGGGCGCGGUUCCUCUGCCAGAUCCACAUUCUAGAGAAGUUUUCUUCACACCUAAUUCCCAGGUCAUCAGUGCAGAAUGUGUGGAUGGUCCUACAAUAAUUCUAACUCCUGAGCACUUUGAGAAAUGCUUGGCUGCUCUUCCCGAAACUUCCUCGCUGAAACUCCAUCUUUGUUUUAGGCAGUUUAGAAACAACAGAAUUAAGCCCUUUGAUCUAACUAAAUUGCGCGGCUAUUUUGACCAAACCAUCCUCUCAUGUUUCGAUCUUAUACCCCUUGCCAAGCAUAAACUAACAUGUAAUAGCCUGACUGGAGAAGAGGAGGAAGAAUUUAGCCAAGGAGGCAAUGUGAGGCAGGGAGCCAAGAGAACUAGGAGUUGCAGGGGACGUCAGAGGUUUGUAUCGAAUCGUUCUGUUGCCACAAUUUCUGGUCCAGGGAACCAGAUAGCACCAUACCAACCAGCACGCCAGAACUUGAAAUUUAGAUUGUCAGGUGGGAUGCCGCAGAUUGUUAGAUAUCCUGGUCCCCAAGCCUUUAAAGUUCAUGAAAAGAUAGAGCUGCUUUGUCAAGAUAGUGGAAUCCGAGGCUGCUGGUUUAGAUGUACUGUCUUGCGGGCAUCUCAGAAGCAGCUGAAGGUUCAGUAUGAUGAUUUGCAGGAUGAAGAUGAAUGUGGAAAUCUUGAGGAAUGGAUCCCUGCUUUCAAACUUGCAGCAGCUGAUAAACUGAACAUGCGAUGCUCUGGUCGCCUCACAAUUCGGCCGUGCCCUCCUGGGUAUCCAACAGACAUUCCUUUUGAGAUAGGAUCUCCAGUGGAUGCAUGGUGGAGUGAUGGCUGGUGGGAAGGGGUGGUAACUGGAGUUAACUGCGGAGAUGAUAGCCUUCAGGUUUACUUCCCUGGUGAAGAUGUGUUCUCCACUGUCCAGAGAAAGAAUUUGAGGAGUUCUAGGGAUUGGGUGGCGAACCAAUGGGUUGAUAUUGAGGCAAAGCCCGAUAUACUAUCUAUCAUAUCUGCAGCUGUCAGCCCUGGCACAAAGCUCUCUGCAUGCUCCACUAUGGCAAAGGGGACCGAGUCUGGUGGCUCUGCAAUGUCGGAUCGUGAAGGCCCCUCUGCUUCCAGGCUUGAGACAGUUGAAGAGGGUAAUCAAGAAAUAGCUGUUUCAGCCAGAUCUGAUGGCAUGCUGGAGAAUGUUAAGUGCGAGAACUCAAGGAAACGGCCAUGGGUUGAAGAUGAAGUUAAGAAAGGCGAUGAGUAUGGGCAUGAUGGUGAUAAUGAUGGUAAUGAUCAUGUCAGUGGGGACAGGGUGGAUAUGGGAAAAGAAUUUGACUGUGCUGGCCAGAAAUGUGAAGCAAUAGAACUCAUGGAAAUUGCUGCCUAAGACAGUAGAGUGAUGGUGAUGAUUGCAGGUGAGGCAAGACUAUGGAAGUGAGCAUAAUUGAGUAUUAGGGUUUCUGUAAAUAAGAUAGAGGUGACAUGCAGUAUUUAUAGGGUUAUUUUCGCUUCAGCAUUGGAACUUGGCCAAUGUACAUUGAGUUAGUUAAAAAAACAGGUUAUGGUAGAUUUUCUCGUAGAAGGCAGAUAAGAAAUGUUAAUUGAGGUUAAGAACUGGUAGAGGGGGAGGCCCCUCCUUUCCGAGGGGCAUGUUAUUACUGAAUUUGUACCAUGCAUUUGGGAUCUUAGUAGCAAGGCACCAUAAGAAUCUAAGUUGUUAUUUUGCUAUUACUAGCUAAUGGUAAUAUAAUGUAUAUCGAAAUAGUUCAAUACUGUAUUCAGAAUGAAUCAUUUUGUGCUUGGUGUUUGUUCUGCA